AUGUCUACCACAACAACAACAACAACAACAACCGCGGAGCCGAUCACGGCCGAUUCGAUCCUCCGCCUUUUCCCGGACAUCGACACCAGUGGAGCAGCUCUCGAGGGCCACGAUGAGGAACAGAUUCGUUUGAUGGACGAGGUCUGCAUCGUCCUAGACGAGAAUGACCUGCCAAUCGGGACUGCGAGCAAGAAGCUUUGUAAGUGUUCCUGUUAUGCCACCCCCGAAACCGAGCGGUGGGGUGAGAAUGAGGCCUCCUGCACAGAGCCUUUCUCCGUCUUCAUUUUCAACGAUAAGAACGAACUGCUCCUGCAGCAGCGCGCCUCGGAAAAGAUCACCUUCCCGGACAUGGGGACCAACACCUGCUGCUCGCACCCCCUCAACGUGUCCAACGAGACCGGCUCCACCCUCGAGGAUGCCGUCCGUGGCGUCCAGAAUGCCGCACAGCGGAAAUUGGAUCACGAGCUGGGUAUCAAGAAGGAGCAGUCGAUUACAUCCUUCUUCAUCAAGGCCAACGUCGAUCUCGACCCCAGCGAGAAUGAGGUGCAGGCCACCCAAUACGUCUCACCCGACCGUCUGAAGGCAAUGUUUGAGGACCCGACCCUCAAGUUCACUCCCUGGUUCAAGCUCAUCUGCAACUCGUUGCUCUUCGACUGGUGGAAGCACCUCGACUCCGGGCUCGAGAAGUACAUGAACGAGCAGGAGAUCCGCCGGAUGUGA
Chaetomium globosum CBS 148.51 is the source of this 720-nucleotide messenger RNA. RefSeq lists its product as uncharacterized. Gene Ontology annotation, cellular component: cytoplasm. The transcript is spliced from 3 exons. Gene Ontology annotation, biological process: isoprenoid biosynthetic process; isopentenyl diphosphate biosynthetic process. Gene Ontology annotation, molecular function: isopentenyl-diphosphate delta-isomerase activity. The record is from RefSeq and is a predicted model, not a curated record. Bases 1 to 720 code for a protein of 239 amino acids. NCBI's taxonomy places the organism in Eukaryota, Fungi, Ascomycota, Sordariomycetes, Sordariales, Chaetomiaceae.